AUGAGUCCGCCACCAUUUGAUUCAACUACAACUACACCUCGCCUCAGCAUGGAACAGGAGGUGGACGUCACCAACGCUAUUCAUGAGAAGAACGAAACAGAUGUCGAGAACGCAGUCGACACCCUAGAAAAGCCCGCUGUUUCCAAUGCAGAGCCCAACCUUGUCGACUGGGAUGGCAAAGAUGACCCUCACAACCCCCAGAACUACAGCAAUCUGCGCAAAUGGAUCAUCACAUUUACCAUGUCCUUUAUGACUGUGUGGAUCACCUUCGCAUCCAGCGUCUUUUCGACUGCGACCCUGGUGACUGCGAAGGAGUUCAAUGUAUCAACUGAAGUGAUGAUUCUCGGCACUAGUCUGGUUGUGUUUGGUUUCGCUCUAGGUCCCCUGCUCUGGGCACCGCUGAGUGAGCUAUACGGCCGUCGCAUCCCGCUGUUCUCAGGCUACCUCGUCUUCGCUAUCUUCCAGAUCCCUGUCGCUGUCGCCAAGAACCUCGAAACUAUCCUGGUCUGCCGAUUUCUCAUGGGUGUCUUUGGCUGCUCUCCUUUGGCCGUCGUUGGCGGUGCCCUGGCUGAUAUCUGGGACCCCGUCGAUCGCGCAGUGGCUAUCGCUCUCUUCAGUUCAGCUACUUUCAUGGGACCUGUUCUUGGCCCAAUUGUCGGUGGCUUCAUCACAGAUUCAUCUCUUGGCUGGCGUUGGACCGCAUGGAUCACCCUAAUUGCGUCCUCCUUCUUCGGUCUAAUUGCUCUCUUCGUCAUUCCCGAGACCUACGGCCCAGUCAUCUUGCAAAAGAAAGCUGCCCGUCUUCGCAAGGAAACCGGCAACUCGGCCAUUCACGCCUUCUUGGAUCUGCACGAGCCCACAUUUUCAGAUAUCGUUACCAAGUACCUCCUACGACCCUUCCAGAUGCUUACUCAAGAGCCCAUCCUGCUCGCCAUGACUAUCUACCUCGCUCUUGUUUACGGAAUCCUCUACCUCUUCUUCGAGGCCUACCCGAUUUCGUUCGGCGAAGUUCGCGGUUGGACCCACGAAGGCGUGGCUGCCCUUCCAUUCAUCGGCAUUCUUAUCGGCGUUUUGCUCGGUGCCUGUCUCAUCAUAUACACCACGAAGACUCGUUUUGCGCGCAAACUUGAAAAACAUGGCAGGGUCGUUCCCGAAGAGCGCCUCGUGCCAAUGAUGAUCGCCUCUGUGUUGCUGCCAAUCGGUCUAUUCUGGUUCGGCUGGACUUCCAACCCAAAUAUCUCCUGGGUGCCGCAGGUUAUUGCCGGCGUGCCUAUCGGUCUAGGUAUCCUGGUUAUCUUCAUGCAGGGUCUCAACUACAUUAUUGAUGUGUACAUGAUGUUCGCCAACUCCGCCAUCGCGGCGAAUACUCUCAUCCGCUCAACCAUGGGUGGCGCCUUUCCGCUCUUCGCUACACAAAUGUACAACAAUCUAGGUGUGGCUUGGGCAUCUAGCGUUCUAGGUUUCAUUACUGUCGCUAUGAUCCCCAUUCCUAUUUUGUUCUUCAUCUACGGUUCGAGAAUUCGCGCUAUGAGCAAGUUCAGUCCUAAGUUCUAG
Penicillium roqueforti is the source of this 1554-nucleotide messenger RNA. Its product is annotated as MFS transporter. NCBI's taxonomy places the organism in Eukaryota, Fungi, Ascomycota, Eurotiomycetes, Eurotiales, Aspergillaceae. The transcript has 2 exons. Gene Ontology annotation, biological process: transmembrane transport. The record is from RefSeq and is a predicted model, not a curated record. Gene Ontology annotation, molecular function: transmembrane transporter activity. The coding region runs from base 1 to 1554 and encodes 517 amino acids.